Messenger RNA from Drosophila teissieri, 846 nucleotides. Its product is annotated as globin CTT-VI. Lineage: Eukaryota; Metazoa; Arthropoda; Insecta; Diptera; Drosophilidae. The record is from RefSeq and is a predicted model, not a curated record. The transcript has 4 exons. Gene Ontology annotation, molecular function: heme binding; oxygen binding. The coding region runs from base 203 to 664 and encodes 153 amino acids.
AACGAACUGUAAAUACGCGCUAUCUUCCCCAUCGACGGCGCUCAACAGGCAACCAACAGCUGAUUAAACGCCCGUUCUGUGCGUUUCCUACAUUGUGUAUUUAAAUUUCGGAUUUUUCGGCCUAAAAGCCAUUAAGAGAGGGCCGAACGCUUAAAGAGAGCUAUCGAGUGAAAGGUGAGGAGAACCAAAACGGAGCGUAAACAUGAACAGCGAUGAGGUGCAACUGAUCAAGAAGACCUGGGAAAUCCCCGUGGCAACACCCACAGAUUCUGGAGCGGCGAUACUGACGCAGUUCUUCAACCGCUUUCCGUCCAACUUGGAGAAGUUCCCCUUCCGCGAUGUCCCACUGGAGGAGCUAAGUGGAAAUGCUCGCUUCCGAGCACAUGCCGGCAGGAUCAUUAGAGUCUUCGACGAGUCCAUCCAGGUGCUGGGUCAGGAGGGCGAUCUGGAGAAGCUGGACGAGAUCUGGACCAAAAUUGCCGUUAGUCACAUUCCGCGGACCAUUUCCAAGGAGUCGUACAACCAACUGAAAGGAGUUAUCCUGGAAGUGCUGACAGCUGCCUGCAGUCUGGACGAGAGUCAAGCGGCCACGUGGGCCAAGCUGGUGGACCACGUGUAUGGAAUCAUCUUCAAGGCGAUCGACGACGAUGGCAACGCCAAGUAGAUGAGGCAGCUGGAGGAGAUGCAACCGAAUCCGUGGAAGGAUGCAACUGAUGCCAGGCGGUGGCACUUGCAACACAUGCACAGCUUAUGUAGUUCUAAGUAAUUGAUAAAUGUUAGCUAUUCUCGUUUUGUAAUAAUGAAUGCGAAUGUCCAAAACAGAAAUACACACACAGUGAAAACUUA